UUAAAUCUCCUCCCUCAUCUCUUCUCUCUAUUUAUGCGCAUAAAUACCCCUCCAUCUCUCCUUACCUCCCUCCACACACCACCUUCACCUCUGCAGUCUUCCUAAGAUAUCACCACAUCUCUCUCUCUCUCUCUCUCUCUCUCUCUCUCUCUCUCUCUCUCUCUCUCUCUGUGACGUUCAAGAAAGAGAAAUGGGGAUAAGGAAAUCGAGCAGAGCGAGUCAAGCGACGACUCUAAGACAAAUCUUGAAAAGAUGUUCGAGUUUGGGGAAGAAGAACCAAGGAUGCGACCACUUACCAGACGACGUGCCUAAAGGCCAUUUCCCGGUGUACGUGGGAGAGAGCAGAAGCCGAUACAUAGUUCCCAUCCCGUGGCUCGCUCAUCCUCAGUUCCAAACUCUUCUCCAACUCGCCGAAGAAGAAUUCGGCUUCGACCACGACAUGGUUCUCACCAUCCCCUGCGAGGAAGUCGUCUUCCAAUCCCUCAUCUCCAUGUUCAGAUAGAUCCAUCACUCGGCACGUGUCCGUCUCUUCUAUUCAAAUAAAACCCGAACGUGAAAGCAGAUCAAGAACUACGAACGACAAGAAACAAGAAACGAAACGCCGUCAUAACUUGACACAGCAGAGCCUAAAUCCCUUUGUGGAGAUCGAUGGCGAAGAUGGAAGAUGAUUUCUGAGUUAGGAAUCGACUCGCGAGUUAUACGGCGUUUUCCUUUUCUGUAGAUCCCGAUUGGAUUUCACACAAUUUUUGUCGGGAUCUCUUUGUUUUUUUUACAAAGCUUUUGUACGUAUAUUAGUUAGGAUGGGCGAGUUUUCCCUCGAGUCAACCGUACUGUGACGUUGAUCAGUGUUCGUCGAGACUCGAGAGGAAUAGCUAGAUCCCGUGUUUAAUAAUGAAUCAAGAAACUCCUAUUUGUUAGAAUA
Tarenaya hassleriana is the source of this 922-nucleotide messenger RNA. Its product is annotated as auxin-induced protein 15A. Gene Ontology annotation, biological process: response to auxin. NCBI's taxonomy places the organism in Eukaryota, Viridiplantae, Streptophyta, Magnoliopsida, Brassicales, Cleomaceae. Bases 191 to 502 code for a protein of 103 amino acids. The record is from RefSeq and is a predicted model, not a curated record. The transcript has a single exon.